AAACUUACCACUCUCUGAUCAUAGAAACCUUUCAACUAAUAAUCAAAAUGUUGUUUUAUUUGUUUGGUCUUACAUUGUAAAUUUUAUAAACAUUUAUGUAGCCUUAAAGGAAAAUAUCCUCCCUUUUUAACAUCACCCCGCAGACUCCAAACUCCAACCGGCAAGAUGCCCAAGAAAGGUAAGGGUAAGGGGAAAAAAGACAAGGCAAAGUCCAAGUCGAUCGCCCAAACCUCGGUCAUAACUACGACUGUAGUUGUCCCCAAGGAGCCAGUUUUCGAUAGAAAACUGCCCGUUUUUUCCUUCGAUUUCGUGAUGACGCGUCUAGAUGUGACUGGUGUCCAGUUGACCGAUCCCCGCAAGCUUGUCGUGUCGGUUACAUUUGGGGGUAACCAUUUCGAUCUAACGGCCAGCAAGACAAAGGUCGACGUGUUCGAUUCCAAUGCCACCCUGACCUUCCAAAAGGAGCCCAAGGAUCUCGCAAAUGACAUCGUGGAGAACGGCCUGAGCUUCGAGGUCUGCUAUGAUAGCGAGGUGGUGGGUGUGGGCAAAGUCCGUCUGCCCAGGAAACUGACCAAUAGCAUCAACCUGGACAUGACCGAGUUCUCCUACACGCGCACUUGUCGUUUGGAAAUGGGAGGCAAGCCCAAGGGCAAGCUCGAGUUUCUCUGCAAGCUAUUCAUCAAGUGCGGAGACUAUGCCAGGGUUGGCGAGACCUGUCGCAAUUUGGAUACGAACAUUAGCCCUCAGGACAUAGUGUUUGUCAUUGGAAAGUCGAAGAAUCAUCCCAACUUAUGCGAUCCCUGCCGUGAAGCUCUGGAGAUCGCGGCGAAAAAGGAGAAGGACUAUGUUAUCCAAUCGAGUCCUAAUCACAGAUAACCGGUGAUAACGGGAAGGGAGGUAUUGAUUAAUAUAUAAUGGCUGAUUCAAUGUAAAACCAAUAAA
Messenger RNA from Drosophila serrata, 942 nucleotides. RefSeq lists its product as uncharacterized. NCBI's taxonomy places the organism in Eukaryota, Metazoa, Arthropoda, Insecta, Diptera, Drosophilidae. The record is from RefSeq and is a predicted model, not a curated record.